Messenger RNA from Linum tenue, 528 nucleotides. The record is from the annotation of a GenBank genome assembly. NCBI's taxonomy places the organism in Eukaryota, Viridiplantae, Streptophyta, Magnoliopsida, Malpighiales, Linaceae.
CGUCUCCUUCUACCCUUUCUCGAUCCUUCUACCCUUUCCUCUAUCCUUCCCCUAUUCCCAUCUCCUUCUACUCUUUCAAGUUUCCUCUCCCCAAAAAAUCAUUCCUCCUCCCUCUCCAUUCACAAGAUCUGUUUCUCUACCCUCACAACUGCCAUCAAUCUGAACGGCGGGGAAGGGAGGUUCGUGGUGCUGCUGUCAUCGGGGUUUGUCGUUCUGCCCUACGGCCACGGCAGGGUGGUGCAGAAUGAUGUUGGCGGCGAGGAAGGACAGGCCGCUGCCGGGGUGGAUGAGGGAGUGGUGAUGAGCGGAUGCGUUGUGACGAUUGGGUUCCAGAUCUUGGUGAACAACUUGUCGGUGGGGAAGCUGGCGGCGCAUUCGAUGGAUACGGUGAACAACCUGCCGUUGUGCACCAUCCAGAGGAUCAAGGACUCCCUCCAUCUUCCCAUCACUUUGUCAAAGGAGGCCUCUGUUUUCUUCGCAGCUCCAUCGAUGAGAGACGAGGGAUCUGAGUUUGAUCUCAUGGCGUGA